Helianthus annuus (common sunflower) is the source of this 1100-nucleotide messenger RNA. RefSeq lists its product as uncharacterized. The coding region runs from base 1 to 873 and encodes 290 amino acids. The record is from RefSeq and is a predicted model, not a curated record. Lineage: Eukaryota; Viridiplantae; Streptophyta; Magnoliopsida; Asterales; Asteraceae. The transcript has 5 exons.
AUGGUGGUUCAAACAGUAAUAGAAAACGAAGGGUGCUUCUCAGAAUUCAAGAGGAGAAAAUACAUAGUACGUGACCGAGUCACCGCACAUGAGUUAUUGCCGUUCUUUCUCUGCAGAUCUAAAAACACACAUAGAAACCCUAAUCCUCUAACUUCCAUCUCAAACAUACAGACAUCAACAAUCAAUCACUCCAUACCCUUCCUCUCGUGCUCCUCUCUGUCUCGUUACAGCCAGCCGGCGACUAACUGGCCGUUGUCGGCUGUUCUCCUCCUGCACCCCCCUUCAUCAGUUAGAGAUGAACACCACCACCACCAUCGGGUGGUGGUGAGCGACGGAUGGAUCGAGAAACCGAGGAGAGAGGGAGAGAAAUCUGAGAGAUCGAGAGUGAAAGAGAGACCGGAGGAGGGUGGUGAUGGCGACAGCCGACGCCGUCUGCGGAGGAGCGAUGGAGGAGACAACGACGACGGUGAGUUACUUUCCAACAUAUUUCUGAUAUUGAAGAUGGUGGUAGUGGUGCGACACCACUGUCGGAGACCUCUGGCCGGCAUCGGCGGCGGAGGUGGGUACUAUAUUCAGCAGGUUCGGUGUCGGGUCAGAUUACGUGUUCCGGUUUUGCGAGUCAAGUCUCGGGUUUGGACAACUUCGGUCAACGCUGGUCAACAGGAGUCAAGGGCAGUCAACAGCAGUCAACGGGUUGGUUUCGGGACAAACCCGGUCAGCCACGGUCGAAAUCAGUCAACGCAGUCAAGACUCGGUCAACUCAGUUCAGUUUGGUCAACUCGGAUUUUGGGUUGGUUUAACUCGGUCAAACCGAGUCAAACUCGGUUAACGACAGUCAACUCGAAGAUCCGGAAUGCUUUAGUUGCACGCUAGCUAAUUCACGAUUCUUGGAACGGCACUACGGAAUCACACUUUAAGAUAGCUUUGCACAGGAAUAUCCAGGUAGCAUUUUCAAAACUACGGAACGGUUGGAAUAGGAGAACCCACGGGAUUUCGAGUACUUAGUGGGCGUUCACUGUUUAGAAGUCUUAGUCUUUUGCUUCCGCUGUGCAAUGAAGAUACCGGUCCAGUCACGCCAAGCUCUGAUAUUUCGGGGUGUG